This is a messenger RNA of Daphnia pulex (common water flea), 1371 nucleotides long. It is a transcript of the gene Hacd2, whose product is annotated as very-long-chain (3R)-3-hydroxyacyl-CoA dehydratase-like. Gene Ontology annotation, cellular component: endoplasmic reticulum membrane. The transcript has 9 exons. Gene Ontology annotation, molecular function: 3-hydroxyacyl-CoA dehydratase activity. Gene Ontology annotation, biological process: sphingolipid biosynthetic process; very long-chain fatty acid biosynthetic process; fatty acid elongation. Lineage: Eukaryota; Metazoa; Arthropoda; Branchiopoda; Diplostraca; Daphniidae. The coding region runs from base 16 to 1269 and encodes 417 amino acids. The record is from RefSeq and is a predicted model, not a curated record.
GAAGGCAAUAGUCAAAUGAAAAAAAGUUUUCCUGUUUACCUCAGCCAUCUACCGUCAAAAGAUACACUAACAACUAUACAGCUAUACUUGCAAUAUACUUGCAAUAACGACAGCUUUUUAACUAGUCUCUGCUCUCUGGUGGACAUGACUUCCAAAGGAAAUCCUCACCCAUUUGUUUAUUGGGCCCAAAAUACUUCACACGUUUUGUUACGUGUUGAUCUGAAAGACGUACAGGAACCUGAUGUACAGGUUAAUGAAAACCAUAUAAAGUUUGUAGCAACUGGUGUGGGUGCCAGAGGAACACAACUUUAUGAGUUUGAAUUGGAAUUAGGGGCUAAUAUAGUCCCUGUGUCUAGUCAGUAUAGAGUUACUGCCCGGCAGAUUGAUAUUAGUUUGAAAAAACAGAAUGAUGGAUGGUGGCCAAAGCUUACUGGAUCUAGUUUGAAACCCACUUGGCUUAAGAUUGAUUUUGAUAAAUGGAGAUCUGAAGAUGAUGAUGAAGCAGGAUUGGAUAUUUCUUCAAGCAAGUUGGAUGAGCUUGAUAGUGAAAAUGUUGUUGCUGAUCACAUGAGUUUUAAUUUAGAAAACUUAAGGAAGACAUACUUGUUUGUCUAUAAUUUAUGGCAAUUUGUUGGAUUUACAUACAUAUUUUCCAUGCUGGUGUUCAAAUAUUCAACACUGGGUUAUGAUUUUAUACCAGUUGCAUACCAAUCUGUUCAUUACCCUCUCAAAUUUUGUCAACUCAUGCAAGCAUUAGAGAUUUUUCAUCCCUUAUUUGGCUAUACUAAAGGAAGUGUUAUGGAGCCCACAGUGCAAGUUGGUGGAAGAUCCAUUAUACUAUUCUGCUUGAUUGAAGCUGAAAGCAGAAUUCAAGAUAAACCAGUCAUUUUCUACUUGAUACUAUGUUGGUCAAUCAUCGAGCUUUUCAGAUAUCCUUACUACAUGAUGAGAGUAUACGACAAAGAUUUCGGCAUAAUCACUUGGUUGCGAUACACAGUUUGGAUACCUCUUUACCCGCUUGGCUUCUUAUGUGAAGGAAUUGUUAUAUUGCGAAACAUUCCAUUCUUCGAGGAAACCGGAAAGUUCUCCGUAGGCUUGCCGAACAAGUGGAAUUUCUCAUUUCAUUUCCCUACAUUAAUGAGGAUGUAUCUUUUGUUUUUCUUUCUACCCGCCAUGUAUACCAUGAUGUCGUACAUGUCAAAACAGCGUCAAAAGAAGCUACAAGUAAGGGGUGACUCAAUCCCCUCUAGUAAAAUAAAAGUUAAUUAAAUAAUCAAGACUUUUUGUCUGUAAAAGUAAAUAAUCUGCAAAUAAAUUGUGUUGUAGUGCUUGGUAUUUGAAAAGCAGAAUUAAUACAAUUGGUAAUUCAUA